Molecule: messenger RNA, 4334 nt
Organism: Chara braunii
Lineage: Eukaryota; Viridiplantae; Streptophyta; Charophyceae; Charales; Characeae
Source: the annotation of a GenBank genome assembly
GCACUGAUGGGGCUGUGAGACGAGGUCAAGCUCCAGCGAGUUCUAAGAUAUGUCCUUCAUAGCCACCAUCAAGAAGUGGGCAAGGUCGUGGAAUGCCGCCAAUGGUAGUCGGGCGAGGUUCAGGGACAUGAUGCAGAGAAAGUAUAGGUUGGGGGAUGGCUUGUUAACCAUGGCGGAUUUGGAGGCCAUGAACAAGGAUGAUUUCUCCACGAUUGGGGCGUUUGUGCACGAGUUUAAAAGGAAGGCGCGGAAGGUGCACGGGAUCUCCGAAGAAACGCAGUGUGCCAUAUUUUUGGGUCUGCUUACUGGCUCGGAGGCCUCGGAGCUGACGGGUCACGGAGGGGGAAAUGAGAAACUCACUUGGGCCACUAUCGACAAAGGGGUGGAAGAUGGAAGCCUGGACCAAGUGGAGCAGCACCAGGUGCGGCUGCAAAGGCGCAAGAGAAAGGAAAGGGACGCCACCGUGUCCGGGACCCCAGGGGUGAAGAGGAUCGUCACGGACGUAUUGGCAGCGCUGGGGUAUGAUAAUGAGGCGGAAGUGCAGAAGAGGGGGGUGACCAUGGCCCAAGGCCGGGCGUCGGGGGCAGUGGAAGAGGAGGCUACGCGCGAGGACUAUGGCAGAGAAGAGACGGGCUCCCAGAUUCUAACCAAGGCCCAGAGGAAGCAGCGGAAUUUACAAGUGGGGGGUCAAGGAUCCGGAAAAGGGCAGGUCCCGCAAGCGAUUGCUGCGCCGCCACCUGCAGCCACGACAACGUCAGCGACGACCGGGCCGUCAUGUAUGGGGCCGCCGCCGGCUUGUGGGCACUGGAAGAAGGAAGAGCCGACCGUAAGAGUCGAGGAGAUUGUAGGGGAUAGUGAAGAGGUCACUCAGCGACUAAAGGCGGGGACUAUAAGGGAGGAGCCAAUAGUCGUCGAAUCGGAUGACGAGGGGCAAGAAGGCGAAGGAGAGUCGGCUAUAGUCCUCCUCGGGAGGAUGGAAGAUCUGCUGGAAAAGGUGGGAAGGUACCAGCGGAAGUUGCAGGCCCUGUGUGAAGAAGCGCGAGAUUGGGAGGCCAAUCUGCCUGAGGUCUUCCUCUACGACUCCGGACCUGAGCCUUCGCCAGGCCAACAGGGGUACCCAAGAGUGGCGACUAUAGGGACGGACCCUAGGUCAGGGAUGGCCUAUAGACCCCCCACGUCGCAUGGGAGGGUGCCACAGGCGGCUCGGACUAGGAGCCAAAACAAGGUCGGGCCUAGCCAAGAGCCCAGUCAGGCACCCCCUCGAAAGGAGCCGGAGCCAGGACGCGGGAAAGAGGUGGUGGAGGUCCCGGAGGAAGAGGAAGAGGAUGACGACGAAGAGGAUGAGAGGCUCCGACAAGAGGAGGAUCAGCGGGCGGAGCCGAGGGCCAAAAAGAGAGGAGCCCGGGAGGAGGCCGAGCCAAGCCUACCCGACAGUGUACCUAAGAGGAAGAAGUACGCGGUCCGGAUGGAGGAAGGUUUUGAUGUGGAACGGAUGGUGGACAAGCUCCUGGAAGGCCAUAACGACUUAAUGAACCUGAAGGAUAUCCUGGCGUCGGCGCCGAGGCUCCGUGGGGAGUUGAAAGGGCGACUCUCGCGAAGGCUGGUGCCAAAUGUCCAUCUAAGUACGGUCCUGCCUAGAGAGGUGGAGUGGACUGAGGCAGGGACAAGGAUGGAUUGGAAGUGUAUGGCGUGUGGGCAGGUGGAUUUGGUGAUAAGGAACCAGAAGUGUACUGGGAUGGUGGACACGGGCGCAGAGAUGAACAUCAUCAGGGAGAAGGAGGCAGUGAUGAUAGGCAUGAAGAUCGACCGCUCGGACCAUGGCAUGCUGCACGGCGCUAACUGCAACGCCGCGUUUUGCGGCACAGCGUCAAAUGUGAUUAUAGAGAUUGGGAAGGUGCGAGCCAGGACCUGCUUUUUCGUUAUGCCUGAUGUCGAUCACCCCAUCCUUCUGGGGCGGUCGUUCGUGUGCCGAACGGAAAUGUUGAUCUUCAACAAGUACGACGGAACAAUGAUCCUGCUCCUGUGCGACCCGGCGUGUGGGAAUUAUGAAGUUAUCACCUGCCGGAACAUGGGACCGGGGAGCGGGAGGAAUAGGCCCAAUCUAGGCUCGUUCACCUUUGAGGAGUCAAAGAACGAGCGGAGACGGCUCUGGGAAGUGCCCGAGGAGGAGGAUAAGGCUGAGGUGCUGACACUGAGCCUCACAGAUGUGAAUAAGGCCAUGAAGGUGGUGUCGGCUCAUGACAUGGUGGAUCCGGAGGCCAUUAAGGCAUUGAGGGAGCAGGUUUUGGAGAACCCUCAAGUGGGAGAGGUGGAGUUGGUGUAUCGGCUUCCAAGAGGGGGGGGAGGCCCUGCAAUGGCCCAGGCCCGAACGACAAAGAACAAGAACAGGGCAAAUGGGUUAAGCCGCAUCAACCGGGACGGAUUGGACGAGGAAUCGAUAGAAGACACACCGCCAGUUGAUGGGUUUCUGGAUCAAGAGGAGGACGUUUGCCUGCACAUAAACGAAUGGUCCCUGCGAGUGCCCAGUUGUGUCAGCCACCCCAUAUGGCUGGCACCAAAGGGGUACGAGCAGAAGGAAGAGUUAGUCCUCAAGCCCUUUCAGGAGGAGGAUCCGUGGGGAARUAAGGAUGUUGGUUGGAURAUGAAGUUGGCGUUGGCAGGUAYGCACAGUCUGGUGGAGRAAGUGAGGAYAAUAGAGGAAGRCCCCGCUCAGGUAGAGGAGCAUGAGCAGCUAAUGGGAGGGAUGUACCUGCUCACCAAUACGCUCCUGCAGGGAGACUUCGACCGGAAGGGCUCGUUCAGUCACGAGGAGGAUGAGAUUCUGGUUCCUGAAAGCCGAGACGACGAAUUCGAGGAAGGAGAAAUCAAGGAGGCGUUUCGGACGGAGGUGUACGAUGGGAUCUACCAGGAAUUGGGGUUGCUCCUAUCAUGUGAGAUGAGCGAUAGAGAUGCAAGUGCUAAGGCACAGAAGAUGAGGCACCUCUAUGUGGUAAGGGACGGCCACUUGUUUAUAAAGCGGCAGGUCGGGAACCCCAGGAGGAUCGUAUGUGGGAGAAACCGGCAAAUUGAUAUCAUAGCGGCCCUACACGAUGGUAUAGCAGGGGGGCACAGAGGGGUGGAGUUUCGUCGAAUCACGGGUAGUGAUCUACGGGGCCCGUCGCCGACGUUACCAGAGGGGGGAGAGGCGGUGCCGUUGAGGACGCCGCUCGACAGGUUGGAGGCUCAUCCCGACGCGUCCCAGUGGGGGGCGUCACAACUGGAAGCGGACCAGAGCGGACCGGCACGGUAUGAGCCAGUAGAGGAUGAGCCAGAGGAGGAACCACCUGAGCCGGGGCCUGAGGCAGGGUCUCGCGAACGCAAGGAACCGCAGACUGAGGGGGUUAUCACUGUUGGGGAUGAUACCCCUCCUCCUGCCCCGAUUCCGGAACAGGCACGACAGUAUUGGACUGAAGGAAUUCCUGAGCCGGGCAGCGAGGAAAUGUUGGGGCCUCCAUCGGAAACUACUAUGCCACCUCCGACGCAGGCGGAGCCAGAGGAGGGCGAGAGAGCGAGGACACCUACUACUAUGGUACCACAUCUAACUGAGCCUACAGAGGACUUGGGAUUUUCAGCCGCCAGGAUGGAGAUUGAGCGUGCAGAUAAGAGGAUAGGUGAGGUGGCGGUCUCGUCCUUCCAACGGUACUCCAUGCUCAACGAUGAGUUGGCGGCCUCGAGGUUAGACGUGGGACAAUUGUCCACCCAACUGGCAGAAGAGAGGGCAGAGAACCAGGCGUGGAGGACCCGCAUGGAAGCCAAGGAGGCGGAGUGGGAGAAGAGGCUUCAGGACAUGGCGGCGAUGGUAGAGAGGCUCUCGGCCACUAAGGUGGUCGACUGGAUGGAGCAGAGCCGGUAUGGUAUUCAGGGGAAGGAGGUACAGGGGCUCUUUGGCCAGGAAGGAACGACGGAGACGCCACAGCAGGAGGGAAUGGGGAAGGUAUUCCUGGACCCAGCAGAGGCGGCAGCACGGCGGGAGGCCGAGGAGGGGAGGUUCAGCUUUAGGACGCCCACAGAGUUGGCCUCGCAACAGGCCACCCCUUUGACGAUUGAGAUCCCUGAGGGCGAGCCGACGCAGAGACCCCAACCUCCAGUAAAGGAAGGGGGCCCCACAGAGGAGUCCCCUAUGAUCCUUUUGGAGGUGCAGGAGGGUGCCCUUACGGGAGCAGCAGCAUCCACUGAGCUGGAGGCAAUGGGGGGAGAGGCGUCUUGACUGGAUGAGUUAGUGGCAGCUAUGGAGUUGGACAUGCCGUCAGGAGAGCCUCAAGACAGGAGACCCCAGAGCGUGUACCAGAGAUAGA